GUUAGUUGACCAGCGCUCUAUCGAAUACACCGCUGUCGUCUCUAUCUGUGCAUGCUUGUAUGCGUACAUUUGCAAUAACUAAUAACAAGUCCCUGCCUACCUGUUGCACUUAUUACCUACAAAAAUAAUAAUAAAUAGUAAUCGUGGUAGUGGUGCUACAGAGAGUGUCUACCUCCUAACCUCGUACUAUUCUUUUACAACCAAUGCGUACGGUACUUUGCUACAACGCCUGUUGUAAACUAGUCUUGUGUCAGUGGCUCUUUCGUAUUUUGUGAUAAUUGGUGGAAAUUGAAUGGAAAACAGGUGAAGGAGAACGAAUCAAAUGCAUUUGCGCUUCGAAAUUAUGAACUUCAUUGUCACCGGAAUUAUGUGACAAAGUAAUUUACGAUCAUAUCUGUCAAAUUUAAAAAAAGCAUUAAGCCCCUAGCUGUUUCAUUACAGAUCACAUAAACGAACAUAGUGUGUCAAUUUUUUUGGAUCGUUAGUGAAAUUGCAUGGGUGGGUAAGAAGUGAGAUGACGGUAGCUACCUAUUCCAAAGACUGUAAUGCAUUCGGAACGGAGCACGCUGGCCUUAGUGCUGGUAAACACGCAUUGGCUUGGCUUAUCAGCCAGACGGACUUGUGGUACCUGUUGUAUCGAUGCGCAUGUUUCAUCACCAAGGUGCAAAGCCAGACUCAAAGCAGCGUUUCGGCCUUGGAAAAUCUCUUUGCGCUCGAAGAAGACAGCCAGUCAACCUUUGAUGCCAUUCAGAAUCAGGAAAUAGAAAAUUUCGAAGAUGAAUCUCUAAACAAUGGUGCACUCAGUGUAUCGCCACCACACGUCAUUUCUCAACGAGAAGGUCUUCAGGUGAUGCAACCGUCGAGUACACCGGGUACUCCUCCUUCAACCCCCUGUGUCUCACCAACAGCACCUACGGGGACACAGGACCCCAACUGGCAAGCUACAAAGGCUACUAUACGUGAACGAAACGCUGCCAUGUUCAAUAACGAACUAAUGGCCGAUGUUAAGUUUAUUGUGGGUAGUCCUGGAUCUAUUCAAACUAUUCCUGCUCACAAAUAUGUGUUAGCAACGGGCAGUUCCGUAUUUUAUGCCAUGUUUUAUGGAGGUCUAGCCGAAUGUAAAGAGAAAAUUGAGGUUCCAGAUGUGGAGCCCACUGCAUUUCUCACUUUGCUCAAGUACCUUUACUGUGAUGAAAUUCAGUUAGAAGCGGAUACAGUUUUGGCAACACUCUACGCUGCUAAAAAGUACAUCGUACCACACCUGGCACGCGCUUGCGUUAACUAUCUCGAAACAAGUUUAACUGCAAAAAACGCUUGCCUCUUACUUAGCCAGUCGCGCUUAUUUGAAGAGCCUGAACUCAUGCAACGUUGCUGGGAAGUGAUAGACGCGCAGGCAGAAAUGGCCCUAAAAUCGGAAGGCUUUGUGGACAUUGAUAUGUCUACUUUAGAAUCAGUUUUGGGUAGGGAAACACUGAACUGUAAAGAAAUGGUACUGUUGGAAGCUGCUUUAAAUUGGGCCACAGCAGAAUGUAACAAGAGAGAAAUAGACCCGACUCCUCUAAAUAAAAGAUCUGUUCUUGGAAACGCCCUGUACCUGAUUAGAAUUCCUACAAUGACUUUAGAAGAAUUUGCUAAUGGUGCUGCACAAAUGGGAAUACUCACUCAAGAAGAGACAAUAGACAUUUUUUUCCACUUCACUGCCAACAACAAACCCAUACUCAAUUACCCCACUAAACCUCGGGCUGGCCUUAAAUCUCAGGUAUGUCAUCGGUUUCAAUCUUGCGCAUACCGAUCAAACCAAUGGAGGUAUCGAGGUCGUUGUGAUAGCAUUCAAUUUUCGGUAGAUCGUCGUAUUUUUGUUGUUGGUUUCGGUCUUUAUGGCUCGUCAAACGGUGCUGCCGACUACAAUGUCAAAAUCGAACUUAAACGUCUUGGCUGUGCCUUGGCCGAAAACAACACGCGUUUUUUCUCAGACGGAUCCAGCAAUACCUUCCACGUGUAUUUUGACAAUCCGAUCCAAAUUGAACCCGAGACUUUUUAUACCGCCUCCGCGAUUUUAGAUGGCGCCGAACUUAGUUAUUUCGGUCAGGAAGGUAUGAGCGAAGUCAGUGUGGGAACGGUAACGUUCCAAUUCCAGUGCUCUUCGGAAAGCACGAACGGCACUGGAGUACAAGGUGGACAAAUACCCGAACUCAUCUUUUACGGACCUGCCCCCGAUGAUCAACAUUAAAUAAAUACGCUUAUAAAGAAUGGUGCGACAAGGUGGUUGAAUGGGGUGGGCGAAAAGAAAUAAAUAUCGAUAUCGAGGAAACCGAAAAAAAAAACCGAUAAUGUCUAUUGGCAAGAACACUUGCAUGAUUACUGAUAAUUUAAAAUACAUUACUCAGAA
Messenger RNA from Agrilus planipennis (emerald ash borer), 2389 nucleotides. It is a transcript of the gene lute, whose product is annotated as BTB/POZ domain-containing protein 6. Gene Ontology annotation, cellular component: cytosol. Gene Ontology annotation, biological process: neurogenesis. The transcript is spliced from 7 exons. The coding region runs from base 515 to 2230 and encodes 571 amino acids. Gene Ontology annotation, molecular function: protein binding. The record is from RefSeq and is a predicted model, not a curated record. NCBI's taxonomy places the organism in Eukaryota, Metazoa, Arthropoda, Insecta, Coleoptera, Buprestidae.